Cladocopium goreaui is the source of this 816-nucleotide messenger RNA. The record is from the annotation of a GenBank genome assembly. Lineage: Eukaryota; Dinophyceae; Suessiales; Symbiodiniaceae.
AUGUCCUCCUCAGCACCUGUGCUGACCCAAGAGGACUACCAGGUUCCCUGUCAUGGUGCUGGUGACACAGGCCCAACGAAGCGGGUCACGCAUGGCGCCUUCUCGAAGGACACAGGGGGCUACUCCAGCCGCAUCAACCAGAUCAUGAGAGCAGCCACCAAGACGCCCGGACCUGGAAAAUACUUGGCGCAUGAGGAUUGGAGGCUGAAUGGUGGGAGCAAGUUCCUCAAAGGGGAUCGCUCCUUCAAACCCAUGCAUAAGAACCCAGAUCCCACCCACUACGAGCGAAAGGAUUUCUUCCAGUAUCCCAGCAACAAGAGUAAGGAGUGUCUCUCUCAGAAUCGACGACAACUUUAUGGCAAUAUGACCAAAGGAAACCGUCGCUCAUUCUUGGACGGUGCCGUGCGGCAUGGCAAAUCUGUCCCAGCCCCAGGGCAUUACAAUGUGAAGCAGAAGGCGAACAACAAACUGGAUAACAACCCCGUGGGCGCCAUGAAUUGGAAAGUCUCAGAGAGCAACAACAGCUCUGGUGGAGGCACUGGAGGUGACACCUCCUUAGCACCAAACCACUACAGCAUCAACUACAACCAGGUGACUGACAAACAGGCCGUGUAUUCGGUACCCAAGGAGAAGGCCUCCAACUUUUUGGACAAGGUAGUCAUGGAGAAGUGGGUAGAUGUUAGAAGCAAGAAGGAGAUGCCGGGACCCGGUACCUACAAGACCUUCGAUGGUGAGGCCAUCGAUAAGACCACCAGAGGAACCUAUCAACUGCAGCUGAGAACCCUCAGCCGUUCCGCCACUUCUGGCUACUUCUGA